This is a messenger RNA of Dromiciops gliroides (monito del monte), 3204 nucleotides long. It is a transcript of the gene NEXN, whose product is annotated as nexilin F-actin binding protein. Lineage: Eukaryota; Metazoa; Chordata; Mammalia; Microbiotheria; Microbiotheriidae. The coding region runs from base 190 to 2205 and encodes 671 amino acids. The record is from RefSeq and is a predicted model, not a curated record. The transcript is spliced from 14 exons. Gene Ontology annotation, biological process: mitochondrial fusion.
GCGGCGGCGGCAGCAGCAGCAGAGGCGGCGGCAGCCCAAGGGCCCCCCACUUUCUGGCCUCCGGCCGCCUCGGGAUCCAGACGGAAGGACACGCGCGGCGUGUGCGGGGCUCGCUUCUCGGCUGCUCCCCUGGAGGUGCCAAGUCCUACCCACUCUCUGUAAUUGUUGCCAGAGCCAACUCCAGCGAAUAUGAAUGACAUUUCCCAAAAGGCGGAGAUUCUGCUUUCCUCAUCUAAACCUGUCCCCAAAACCUAUGUGCCCAAACUUGGCAAGGGUGAUGUCAAGGAUAAAUUUGAAGCCAUGCAGAAAGCGAGGGAAGAAAGAACUCAGAGGAGAUCUAGAGAUGAGAAGCAAAGAAGAAAAGAACAAUUUCUUAGAGAGAGAGAGUGGAACAGGAGAAAGCAGGAGAUGAAAGAAAUGCUUGCUUCCGAUGAGGAGGAAGAUCUGUCUAAGGUAGAAAAGGCUUAUGUUCCAAAGCUAACAGGAACUGUUAAGGGCAAAUUUGCUGAAAUGGAAAAACAAAGACAAGAGGAGCAAAGGAAACGAACUGAGGAGGAAAGAAAGCGCAGAAUUGAACAAGACCUAUUAGAAAAGAGGAAAAUCCAGAGAGAAUUGGCGAAGCGCGCAGAGCAGAUUGAGGACAUAAACAAUACGGGAACUGAAUCAGCAUCAGAGGAAGGAGACGAUUCACUGCUUGUGACAGUGGUGCCUGUAAAAUCCCACAAAACACCUGGAAAAAUGCAAAAGAGUUUUGAGGACCUGGAAAGAGAACGUGAGGAGCAGGAGAGGAAGAGACUCGAAGAGGAAAAGAGAAUCCGAUCCCUCAAGGAAGCGAAAUGCCUUUCACUUGUUAUGGAUGAGGAAGUAGAGAGCGAAGGCACGAAGGACUCUCCUUCUCCUGGAAAGCUGAAACUCACUUUUGAAGAAAUGGAGAAAGAGAGGCAAGAAAAGAGGAAGAAGCAAGCGGCGGAGGAGGCGCGACAGCGCCUUGAGGAAGAGAGACGGGCCUUUGAAGAGGCCCGGCAGCAAAUGGCCAAUGAAGAAGAGGGCAGCCAUGAGAUGGAAAAUUCUCUUCGAGAGUCUUAUCGCCCUGGAAAACUCAAGCUCAGCUUUGAAGACGCAGAAAGGCAAAGAAGAGAAGAGGAAAAGAGGAAAGCUGCGGAAGGAGCCAGGAGGCGAAUAGAGGAAGAGAAGAGAGCAUUCGCAGAAGCGAGGAAGAGCAUGGUCCUAGACAGCGAUUCUCCAGAGAUCUACAAAACAGUCUCACAAGAAUCCCUUCAACCAGGGAAACUAGAAAUUAAUUUUGAGGAGUUAUUGAAACAAAAAAUGGAAGAAGAAAAGAGACGGACUGAGGAGGAACGGAAGCAUAAGCUAGAGAUGGAGAAACAGGAAUUUGAGCAACUGAGAAAAGAAAUGGGGCAGGAGGAAGAGGAAACGGAAACCUUUGGGCUUAGCAGGGAGUAUGAAGAAUUAAUCAAAUUAAAAAGGAGUGGUUCUAUUCAAGCUAAGAAUUUAAAAAGCAAAUUUGAAAAAAUUGGACAACUGUCUGAAAAGGAAAUACAGAAAAAGGUGGAAGAAGAGAGAGCUAGAAGAAGAGCGAUUGAUCUUGAGAUUAAAGAGCGGGAAGCAGAGCAUUUUCAUGAAGAAGACAAUGUUGACGUGAAACCUGCCCAAAAAUGUGAGGCUCCCUUCACUCACAAAGUUAAUAUGAAAGCUAGAUUUGAACAGAUGGCAAAGGCCAGAGAAGAGGAGGAGCAGAGAAGAAUUGAACAGCAGAAGUUGCUACGCAUGCAGUUUGAGCAGAAGGAGAUUGACGCAGCACUCCAGAAGAAAAAAGAAGAGGAGGAAGAAGAGGAGGGAGGCGCCAUUAAUGGCUCGACACUUGAAGAUGGAGAAGAGCAAGCUAGGUCUGGAGCGCCAUGGUUCAAGAAACCUCUAAAAAACACAACAGUGGUAGAUGGUGAGCCAGUUCGAUUCACCGUGAAAGUAACUGGAGAGCCCAAGCCUGAAGUCACAUGGUGGUUUGAAGGAGAGAGGUUACAGGAUGGGGAAGACUACCAAUACAUAGAGAGAGGAGAGACUUACUGCCUUUACCUUCCGGAAACCUUCCCUGAAGAUGAAGGGGAGUAUAUGUGCCAUGCGGCCAACAGCAGGGGUACUGCAGCCAGCACCUGUAUCCUCACCAUUGAAACUGACGACUAUUAGCUUUUCUUUUUUUCUGGAGCCUUCCUUCUCCUCAACUUUCCUACUGCAUCCGUCUCUUUCUGUGGAGGGGCCAAGUACAGGAAACCAGAAGCUACCAUGCCUUUGCUAGAUACUCUUCAAAAUAUUUUCUAAAGCUAUUUAAAGGCUUAAUAUGGAAACCUGAAAGACUGAAUAAAAUUUGAAGAAAAAAAAAAUCUGUCAGUAAUCAUCAAAAAUUCCAAUUUCCAUAUUUCAACAUGCACUCCAAACUCAAAGCUUAUUUUUAUGCAGGGUAAACUGAUGUUACCCUCAUAUAUUAUCUAUUCAAAAUGGAAGCAAAAGAGGGGUGAAAAAAGGAUCAGACAGGAUAUUUAAACUAUAUAAAACAUGUUCUUAUUUAGCCUCAAGGUAUAUAAAAAAGCAGGGCAACAGGCUAACUGUCCCACCCAAAUCAGAAUAAACCAGCCAUGCCUUGCUAAUAGUUUAAAAUUUUGAAGAUGAGUCAAUUUUGAUCUUCAAUGAUAUGAAAUUCAGAUUGCUUUUGCAGACUUUCACCAGGAAACAUUUUGGCAAAAACCUUUAAGUAAAAAAAUUUUAGAGGGUAUUUAUUACAAAUUCUAAAUGUAGAACUUACUGCCAACAUACUGCAAAGUUCUGAGACUUUGGGGCAUUAAUGAAUUGGACAAAACUUGAUCUCACCCAAAUAAAUUAUAUUAAAUUGGCUCAUAAUUCCACAAAAGCUUCUGAAAAUUUGCAAAUUCCACACUAACCAGUUCAUAUGAUUUUAAAAGAGAAAGCCCUGGCAUCUGUAAAAAUGAGUCAAGUGAUGCCUUAGAAAUUCUAGAAAUGAUGAGAGGAAAGAAGAUAAGUUUUAUAAACAAACUUCAAGCAUCUCAAGUUAAGCUUUAGAUUUUGGUCUUUUGAAAUGAGUUUGUAAAUAAUUUUAACUCAUGUUCUUUACUCUUUUCUUAUUUUAACUUUCUGGAAGAUAGAAUUUUAUUUUCCAAUGUAAAAAUAAUA